Messenger RNA from Hippoglossus stenolepis (Pacific halibut), 2009 nucleotides. RefSeq names its product calsenilin. Gene Ontology annotation, cellular component: voltage-gated potassium channel complex; nucleus. The transcript has 11 exons. Gene Ontology annotation, biological process: negative regulation of transcription by RNA polymerase II; regulation of potassium ion transmembrane transport. The record is from RefSeq and is a predicted model, not a curated record. The coding region runs from base 314 to 1090 and encodes 258 amino acids. Gene Ontology annotation, molecular function: calcium ion binding; DNA-binding transcription repressor activity, RNA polymerase II-specific; RNA polymerase II cis-regulatory region sequence-specific DNA binding. NCBI's taxonomy places the organism in Eukaryota, Metazoa, Chordata, Actinopteri, Pleuronectiformes, Pleuronectidae.
ACAUCACGGCUGCACUUUACAAUAUGUCUGGCACUUCUAAUAACGUUUGUCAUGAUGCAAACGCCUCGUCCGCGCCUCGCUCCCUCCCUCGCUCGCUCUAUAAAGCGUUUGCCUCCUCAUCACCAGCUGAUGGACCAACUGCUCUCUGCUCUCAUCAGCAGCUGAGGAUCACGACUCUCCUGCACAUCGCCGGCACCAUCACUUCUUCCUGACUCAUCAGGCAGCUGCAGCUCACUGAGGCUUGUCACAGGAGCGCGAGCGGAGGAGGAUUGCAGCAGUUUAUCUCCUAAACAGCAACACAACCCCAGACGCAAUGCAGGCCAAUGAGAAGGUGUUUGACGGCGGCCUGAUGCCCGACGCCAAUGGAAAAGAUCCAAACCCGAGCGGACAGACAGAGGGCCCCAAGUGGCAGAAGCCGCGGCUCACGCGUAAAUCUCUGAUGAAGUGCUGUCUCGUCAAGUGGAUCAUCGCCAGCACGACACAACAGGGCCCAGAUGAUGACAGCAAUGACGGUGACCUUGAGCUCUCCACGGUGCGUUACCAACCGGAGGGUCUUGAUCAGCUGCAAGCCCAGACUAAGUUCACCAGGAAGGAGCUGCAGUCGCUUUACAGAGGAUUCAAAAAUGAGUGUCCCAGCGGACUCGUGGAUGAAGAAACAUUCAAGACCAUUUACUCACAGUUCUUCCCUCAAGGAGAUGCGACCACAUAUGCACAUUUCUUGUUCAACGCUUUUGACAUGGACAGAAGUGGCUCCAUCCGCUUUGAAGACUUUGUGAUAGGAUUGUCUGUGUUGCUCAGAGGCUCCGUCACAGAGAAACUGCGAUGGGCGUUUAAUCUAUACGACAUCAAUAAGGACGGCUACGUCACUAAGGAGGAGAUGUUGGCAAUAAUGACAUCGAUUUAUGACAUGAUGGGCAGGUACACUUUACCCAGUGUGCGAGACGAUUCCCCCUUUGACCACGUGGAGAAAUUCUUCCAGAAAAUGGAUCGUAACAGAGACGGAGUGGUGACAAUAGAUGAAUUCAUAGAAACCUGCCAAAAGGAUGAAAGUAUAAUGGCUUCAAUGCAGCUCUUUGAAAACGUCAUCUAGUGUCUUUGGGCAGACACGAGUCAGUAAUGCUGCAAAGUGCUUCCAGCUACAAGCCUCUGGGUCUGAAAUAAAUUCAUAAAUCAAUUCAUCCUGAAACAGCCAAACACUCGCACUUCUCCAGACAAACUGUUAUGCAGAGAAAUGUGCAGAAUUCACCAAAAUCACCGGAAGCCCUUUUUCUUUGCAUGACAGUUUUCACUUUAUUUUUUGCACAUGAAGCAGAAAUGAUUAGUCAUCGUUGCUAUAUGAGCAUGAGUGUUUGCCCCACCAGUCAAAGCAUGUGAUGCAAACCACGGCGAACGCAAACCAGGGAGUUUUGUUGUUGACCACUUUGAAACUCAGGCGCAAAGGGGAAUGAGACUUUGUUACUGUGUCACACUGCAAAGAAAAUAGUCCCGUUUUGUUGUGUUUCUUCAGAUUGAGGUUCGGUUUUUGUCAUGUUGACCCAAAACCUGCUGAAAUAAAUGUAUGCCUUCACUGUCAACUCCAGCAUGCAUCUUCUUUUUAGAGAGACCAUCUGAAAUGGGCGAGUAGGAUGUGAAUGUGCUACUAUUUUUCACUGGGAUAAAAAUACACAUGGCUGGUAUAUUUCAAAAUAAAACCAAACGUCUUCAGCAUAUGUUUGCAUCAAAUGUGUUGCAUUACACUUGUAAGAUUGUGUUUCCAUGUCUCUAGCGAUAUGCAGCCAGAGUUAAACUGAACAAAACAGCAAUUGUAAACAUUGUGUCGUGCAGACGAUCCUUCAAACGAUGACGCACAAAGAAAAAAGUCUUAGUUCUUUAAUUUUGCUCGAAGCUAUUUUUUUCCUGUUUUGACCAGUGUUGUGAAAAUGAACAAUCAUCUCUCUUGUUCUGCUUUCCGUUCUAUCUUAGCAUCAUCAUCUUGACAUUUCACGCAUAAAAAAGUUCAGAUUCUCAAA